Dentiscutata erythropus is the source of this 725-nucleotide messenger RNA. The record is from the annotation of a GenBank genome assembly. Lineage: Eukaryota; Fungi; Glomeromycota; Glomeromycetes; Diversisporales; Gigasporaceae.
CAGGAAGAAAUUUAGCAAGAGCUUUAACGAACAAUAAAUUCAUCACUGAUUUGAACUUAAACGAUAAUUAUAUUGUUCAUGAAUUAGGUGAAUUUUUAAUGACUAUUUUAUCAUACAACAAUAUUACUAGUAUAAGUUUAAGAUCGACUAAGAUCAGCUCUGAAAUGGUAACGGUCUUAUCACAAGAUUUAAAGUUGAAUAAAGUCAAGCUCCGGUAUUUAAAUUUGAGUCGUAACAAAAUUAGUAGUGAUGCAAUGGUAGCUUUAAUAGAAGCUUUAGAAGAUAAUACGACUCUAAGAAAUUUGGAUUUAAGUGAUACUGCAGCAGGACAAAUAGGGCGAGAAUUAGCAAAGUCUUUAGAAAAAAAUAACAAACUAAAAAUAUUAAAUUUAAGCAACUGUAAUAUUCGUGUUAAUGUAGUAAAUGCAUUAGAAAAUGCUUUACGAACAAAUGACACACUCUCUGACCUAGAUCUAAGUUACAAUUCAUGUUCAAUGAGUAACUUGUUGAAAGCUUUAGAGACAAAUAGUUCACUCACUAAACUGGAUAUAGGUCAUAGAGAUUUCCAUUUAGAAGAAGUAGAAGCUUUGGCGAAUGCUUUAAAAAUAAAUAAUACACUUACUCAUCUAUAUAUAAGUAAAACUAUGGAUGAUCCUGAGAUCGGAUAUGCCUUAUUUGAAGCUUUAGAAGUGAACAAGAGACUUACUGAUUUGGAUUUGAAGUAG